Molecule: messenger RNA, 2347 nt
Organism: Lactuca sativa (garden lettuce)
Lineage: Eukaryota; Viridiplantae; Streptophyta; Magnoliopsida; Asterales; Asteraceae
Source: RefSeq, a predicted model, not a curated record
CUACGCCAUAAUUUAUGCACCUCCCAACCGAAAAACGUGUUCCCCUCUUCCCUCAUUACUCCCUCUCUUUCUCUCUUUCUCUCUCUCACACACACAAACACACACACACACACUCUUUCUCUCUACUGUGUGCUGUUUGUUGCGACUAUUUUACCUACUCUUGACCGAUCGAUGACUCUUAAAUUUCAUUCAUGUUUAUGAAAUUCGAGACGAAGAAGUAGUAUUCCACAGGAUAUAUGGGAUGAGUCGCAGUUGAACUAGACGCGUAGAACACCAGUGCUUUGGUGAAGAGCAAAAAUGGCUGUAGCUGGAAUGAAUAGCGUUGCAGUUCUCGAAUCUUCUUAUCUUGGAGAGAAUUAUCCUCCAAUAUCAAGAAGACGUGGUAAUCAAGAGAGACCAAUCACCCGAACAUCAUUUAUCAGAAAAAUGUGGCGUGAUCUUGAAGGUGAAACCAGAUUCAAGGAGAUUGAAAGGCAACAAUCAAUCCGUAACACAGGAAGCAGCCAAUGCUCAUGUUCAUCAUUAGGUGCAGAAAGUGAAGAAAAUGUAUCAAUAACCACUAGUGAAGUUGAAAAUGAGUGGCCUCGAGACCAUAACCAAAUGGAACUUCAAAAUGUCCAACGCUCUCCUGCUCUUUGUCUUGCUGACAAACAACGUGUGAGGCAAAUUUUCCGUGAAUGGGGAAGCAAAAACAGUAGCAACCAUGGCCACCAUGGACACACUUCAUAUAAGAACAACAACUGUUCUAGGGUUCAAGGGGGUUGUGAAAAUGAAUGCAAAAGGGUGAGAUCAGUGAGGCAAUGGAUUGAGUCAAAUUCAAACACUACUCGUGAAGCAGAAACUAGUGGUUCUAUUCGUAGGUUAUAUGGUAGACAAGCUCUUCUUGACUUACUAACAAGGUUUCAGAUGGAAAGGAAACAAGAAAUCCAGAGUUUAUUGGAGAAUCGACCUGUUUCUACCUUCAAUCAUCGGAAUCGGAUUCAGUCAUUGCUGAGAGGUAGAUUCUUAUGGAACCAAAGAUUUAUCCAAGAAGAGAAGUCUACUUCAAAUGCAGCAAACGAAUUGGGGUUACUGAGACAAACACAAACACAAAAAGUAUCUGAUAUAAGGAAAGGGAUCUUAUCAAGAUUGGGUAAACGUCAUGAUGAGCCCCAGUAUGAUACCUCAUCUGACAAUAGCAUGGACGAUCAGGAUCAUCCAGAUGAAAUCGUUAACCAAACUGACACCGUUAACACGAUAACCGACGUUAGUCAAUCUGACAACGUUGACUUUGAAACAAACGCAGAUGAAAAUCCCGAAGAACAGAAUGAACAAGUUGUGGAACACGAAGAAAACCAUGAAUUAGCGCUGAUUGAGUUCAUUGAAACCAGAAGCCAAGAACCAAAUGUAGAAGACGAUGGUAGUGAAUGGCGUAAUUUGACUGAUUUAGAGUCAAACGAGGGUUUAGAGGAUUCAAACUCGAUCCAGAAUGAAGAUGAAUGGUACGACAACGUUUUGGAAAACACAAAUACUAGAGAAAAUUGGUAUCUGGAAGCUUCGGAUGAUGAUGAUAACAACAACAGGCCAGAGCUUCGAGAACUUGUGAGAAGGAGAAGAGUCUCGAAUCUUCUAGAAAGUGAUUUCCGUGAAAGACUGGAUCGAUUAAUACAACAACGUCUGGAACAAGAAGUUCAGGGUUCUGAAUCGGAUAAUGACGACUGGAUGAUAGAAAGAGAAAAUCAUGAGAGUGAAGAAGAUGAAAAUAAUAACGAAAAUGCCACUGAGGUUGUUGAAGUUCAAACACAACGAAAUGAUUGCCAGAUCAUUGAUGAGUUACGUGUUGACAUGGCUAUUCUUCAAGAACGGAUGAACAGUAUGCAAAAGACGUUGGAGACUUGCAUGAAUAUGCAACUUGAGUUGCAAAGAUCUGUGAAACAGGAGGUUUCUUCAGCUUUGAAUCGAAGUGAAGAAGGGGAAAAGGGUUGCUUUAUAUGUUGUGAUAAUGGUGGUUUUGGUUCGACAUCCGAUAGGUGUGGUGGACACGUGUACGUAUGCUCUAAGUGUGCAGGGAAGAUUGACUGGUCAAAGGUGAAGGAAAGUGUAAAGCACCCGUAAAGCUGAGGUGUGGUGGUGAACAUACUUUUUACUAUACAAAAAAUUAACAACGUAAAAAAUGAGAAUUAGGAUUUGGAAUAACGAGGUGAUGAGAUAUACUGAUAUACAUAGCGAACGAGUUUUGGUUUGUUCGUGUAUGUUUUGUGGUUUAUGACUAUGUUGUGAAUUGAGGCUUUGUGGUUAAAACUGGUUGUUUUUGUUGAAUGUGAUGAAUGAUGAUAUCGAUAUAGCCUUGAAGAAGCUUUUUCUCUCA